CUGAGGAACUUUAGCAUCGAGCUUUCACUCGAUGGAGAAACUGCGGUCACUGCGGUCACAACAGCGAAAGACUUCGAAAGAAUUACGUCAGGAAGUGCUCCAGAAGCAGUUGGAGGCGAUCGUCUCCGAUUCCAAGGUCGUCACAGUCGAAAACAUACGAGGGGCUAUGGUGAAAUCUUUAAUGAUCGCACAAGUCAACCACUUUGUGGCUGGCUUGAAGAGUCGAAACGAAGACACUCGACUCAAGGCGGCAAAAGAACUACACCACUAUGUCACCACAGAGCUCCGAGAAAUGGGGCCUGAAGACGUCUCGGCCUUCAUGGAUGAGUUCAACGGACACAUCUUCGAGAUGGUCUCCAGCUCGGACGUCAGCGAAAAGAAGGGUGGCAUUCUUGCCAUCGUACAAUUGGUGGGCGUGGAGUCGAGAGGCACCCGUGGACCCAGCAGAUUCGCAAACUAUCUGCGGAUAUUGCUACCUUCGAGCGACACAGGGGUCAUGGAGCUUGCUGCAUAUGCCAUGGGGCGUCUCACUUUGGCCAGCAGCUCCUUCACUGCAGAGUAUGUCAAUUUUUCGGUCAAGCGAGCGAUCGAGUGGUUGAAGGAGGAAAGGAACGAAGCCAAACGACAUGCAGCAGUACUCGUUUUGCAGGAAAUGGCGACGUCAGCUCCAACGCUGUUUUUUCAGAACGUGCAGCCCUUCUUUGAAUGUAUCUUCACUGCAAUAAGAGAUCAAAAGCCUGCGAUUCGAGAAGUAGCUGUGGUUGCACUCCGAGCUGCCCUCGCAAUAAUGGCUCAGAGAGAAACAAAAGACACACAAAAUCCUCCGUGGUAUUUGAAAUGUUACGAAGAGGCAGAGGCUGGAUUUGAAGAAAUCAUCGGACCCAAGGAAAAGGGAAUAAAUCGAGAGGAUAGAGUCCACGGCUCUUUACUCGUCAUCAACGAGCUGCUAAAAUGUGGCAACCUUGAAGGAGAGCGAGUACGACAAGACCUAGAAGAACUGACGACAGCCCAGCAAGGCUGGAGCGAAUCUCCGAGGCCUCCAUCUGUGGGCCCCUCCCUGGCAAAGUCCCUUCGGGCACUGCAACACAUGCAGCAGCAUCAGAAGGGCUCAAGCACCACCUCCCGGGGCAGCAGCGUGCUGCUGCGGACGCAGAAGAACCCGCAGGGAGGCCUUCCGCCAGUAUUCAGCAAAAGAUCUCGGCACUUACUCGUCCCCUCACACGAAAGCGCUACCUGCAGGGCCCUACUCCUGAAAAAAUUUGAUCAGAUAUGCGACAAAGUCCUCCGACAGCGCGGCAUUCGUAACCCCCACAUCCAGCAGGUCUUACAUGCUGUCAUUCCGCGAUUGGCUGCGUUCCAAACAGAUAAGUUCGUGAAAGCGUACCUCCCCGAAGCAAUGAGUUACCUGCUAGGCUGUCUGAGGCGCGAACGCAGCAUGGCCUUCCUCUCGAUCGGGCUGUUGGCCGUUGCUGUGGGGGAUCACAUGCAGCAGUACCUGCCUCGUAUCAUGGAGGUGGUGUCUGCUUCCCUCCCGAGCAAUGCUACUCCGUCGAAGAAGAAAGGCUUGACCCUCGAUCCUGCCGUGUUCACAUGCAUCAGCCUCCUUGCCAGGGCUCACAAGAGGCUCAUCGUAGCUGAAGUGAAAGAUCUACUCGAACCUAUGCUUAAUACUGGACUGAGCCCCGCCCUCACCGCGGCAUUGCACGAAAUCUCGAUGCAUAUUCCUCUCCUGAAGAAAGAUAUUCAGGAUGGUCUGCUGAAGACUUUGUCUUGUAUUCUGAUGCACAAGCCUCUCCGACAUCCAGGAAUGCCCAAACACCUGCACAGCGCACAACAGUCUCCAGGUACAUUGAUUGGAUUGGCUGACGUCAACGACCCAGCAACUAUCACGCUUGCACUCAAGACUUUAGGAAGUUUUGACUUUGAAGGACGGACGCUUACGCCAUUUGUAAAGCACUGUGCCGAUACGUAUCUCUCGAGUGAGUACAAGGAAGUGAGGCUGGAGGCCAUUCGUACCUGCUGCUGUCUCCUGUCACCUGCCCUGGAGAACAUGAAGAGCACCGGCAAGUACAGCGGCACCCUCAUGGAGACUGUGCAGAUCGUGCUCGGAAAGCUGCUUCUAGCUGGUGUUACUGAUACGGAUUCGGAUGUACGAUACUGUGUCCUGGCUUCCUUGGAUGAGAAGUUUGACGGCCAUUUAGCGCAAGCAGAGAACCUCAGCGCCCUCUUCAUCCUGCUCAACGAUGAAGCGUUCGAGAUACGCGAGCUGGCACUGUGCACAAUUGGCCGCCUCAGCAACCUUAACCCCGCCUAUAUCAUGCCACCCCUAAGAAAGGUUCUCAUUCAGAUCUUGACAGAGCUGGAACACUCAGGUGUGGUUCGCAACAAGGAACAGUCUGCAAAAAUGCUUGGGCAUCUUCUCUCCAAUGCUCCCCGCUUGGUUAGGCCAUACGUAGAGCCCAUUCUUUCUGUAUUAAUCCCCAAGCUCGAAGCACCUGACCCCAACCCGGGAGUUGUAAUUUGCGUGCUUGCCGCAAUAGGAGAGCAAGCGCAGGUGAGUGGAACAGAAAUGAGGAAGUGGAUGGACAAGCUCCUGCCCAUCAUCAUAGACAUGCUCCAGGACUCAUCAUCACUGCCCAAACGAGAGAUCAGCUUGUGGACACUGGGGCAGCUGGUGGAAAGUACUGGGUAUGUUGUGGACCCUUACCACAAGUACCCAGCUCUGCUAGACGUUCUUCUCAAUUUCCUCAAGGUGGAACAGUUCCCAAGCAUCCGCAGAGAGGCUAUCAGAGUGCUGGGACUGCUGGGUGCUCUGGAUCCAUUCAAGCACAAACUCAACAUGGGGAUGAUAGAUGACUGCAGCGAUUCUGGAGGGGUUGUGAGCAUCAGUGUCGUAACACCGGAUAACCAGGAGAUGGGAGCCAGCGAAAUGCUAGUGAGUCUCGGAGGCUCCCUGGAAGACUUCUACCCUGCGAUAGCGGUGUCUGCGCUGAUGAGGGUGAUGCGCGAUCCCACUCUGAGUCAACACCACACCAUAGUUGUCACAGCACUUGUCCGCAUCAUCAAAAGUUUGGGCCUCCGUUGCGUGCCUUAUAUUCCUCAGGUGGUGCCUUCCCUGCUGAAUGUCAUCCGCACUGCUGACACCAGCUUUCGAGAGUUCCUGUUCCAACAACUUGGUCUCCUAAUUGCCAUUGUGAAACAACACAUCCGGAACUACCUCGAUGACAUCUUUCUCCUAAUCAAGGAAUUCUGGAAUGUGAACAGCCCCAUCCAGUCAACCAUUAUCAUGCUUGUAGAGCAGAUCGUCAUGUCCUUGGGCUCCGAAAUCAAGGUGUAUCUCCCAAAGCUGGUGCCACAAGCAUUGAAAGUGUUUAUGCACGACACAAGCCCUGAUCGCACAGUGACUGCCAAGCUUCUAGUCGCUCUACAGAAAUUCAAAUAUAACUUAGACGACUACCUUCACCUUGUACUUCCGCCUGUCGUGAAGCUUUUUGACUCUCAAGAUGUUCCCCUGCAGGUUCGAAUGACUGCAUUGGAAACCAUCGAUGUUUUGUCAGAAUCGCUCGAUUUCUCGGAGUUUGCAUCGAGAAUAAUUCAUCCGCUCGUCAGGACGCUGGACACGACGCCAGAAUUGUCUUCGCAAGCCAUGGACACCUUAUGUGCACUGGUAAUCCAACUGGGAAAGAAGUACAAAAUUUUCAUACCGAUGGUGGCAAAAGUGAUGGAGAAGAAUCGAAUAUCCCACCAGCGUUACAAUGCACUAGUCACAAAAAUAGUCCGGAGCACCACUCUCAUAGAGGAAGAAUAUGACACAUUUGCGCCUGAGAGACGGCAUGCCAGAGAACGCAUACAGUCGGAUAAUUCAACGUUUUUGAGUGUGGACACAACGAUGUUCAAGAAACAGCUUGUCUCGUCCACAAACCUCGAAAGGUUGUGGACACCCUGCAAGCGUCUGUCAAAAGAUGAUUGGUUGGAGUGGUUAAGACGGCUCACCAUUGGUCUACUGAAGGAGUCUCCGUCUCCAGCCCUUCGUUCUUGUUGGACGUUAGCCGAGAGCUACAAACAGUUACCAAGAGACCUGUUCAAUGCUGCAUUCCUAUCCUGCUGGGUCUACUGUGCCGACAAUGAUCAGAGGGGUUUGAUCGAGAGCUUCCAGAGGGCGCUGAUGGACCAAGACAUUCCCGAAAUUAUGCAGACGCUCUUGAACUUGGCAGAGUUCAUGGAGCAUUGUGAAAAGGGGCCACUGCCUCUUGACCAAAAGCUGCUGGGAGAACGUGCCAUGAAGUGUAGAGCUUACGCAAAGGCUCUCCACUACAAGGAAGACGAAUUUCACAAAGGCCCGACGACUGAAGUCCUCGAAGCCCUUAUCAGUAUCAACAAUAAGCUGCAGCAACCCGAAGCCGCUUCUGGAGUUCUCGAUUAUGCCAGCAAGUGCCAUGCUGCUGAUCUGAAAGUGAAAGAACGUUGGUACGAGAAACUGCACGACUGGGACAAUGCACUGAAGGCGUAUCAGCAAGCGCGAGAGCAAGAUCCCGACGAUGUUGAGCUUGUCCUCGGUCAAAUGAGAUGCCUCGAAGUUUUGGGAGAGUGGGAUGCGCUCUGUCACUUAGCAAGCGACAAAUGGGACCAUGUCGAAGACAUCAACAAGCAAAAAAUGGCACGGAUGGCUUCAGCUGCUGCUUGGGGCUUAGAAAAAUGGGAGACGAUGGAGGAAUAUGUCCACGUCAUUCCUCGUGACACAACGGACAGUGCGUUCCACCAGGCUGUUUUGGCAGUUCACAAGGAGAGCUUCCAGGUGGCGCAACAGUUCAUUGACAAGGCCAGGGACCUUAUUGACACAGACCUCACAGCCAUGGUUGGUGAGAGCUACAGCAGAGCAUACGGUGCCAUGGUGCAAGUGCAGAUGCUGGCAGAGCUGGAAGAAGUGAUCCAGUACAAGCUGGUGCCAGAACGGAGAGAUGCUAUCAAGCAGAAGUGGUGGGACAGACUGCAGGGAUGCCAAAGAAUUGUGGAGGACUGGCAGCGGGUACUGCAGCUGCAUUCUCUCGUCAUGAAGCCCAAAGAAGACAUGAGGACGUGGCUCAAGUUUGCGAGCCUCUGUCGGCGAAUGGGGCGACUGGCGCAGUCCCACCGAACACUGGUCACUCUUCUUGGUGCUGACCCUUCCCAGAACUUGAACCAACCACUCCCUACGACGUAUCCAGCUGUCACGUUCGCUUACAUCAAGCACAUGUGGAAAAGCAACUUAAAGGAAGAAGCCCUGAAGCAACUGCACCACUUUGUACAAACUGAGUUGCCUACCCAAAACUUCAACCACAUUUGUCCGCCACUUGCGGAAGAAGCUCAGCAAAGGACGGAACAGCAGACGCUGCUCGCAAAGUGUUACCUAAAGCUGGGUUCUUGGGAGGAACGCAUACAGGGAAUUAAUGAGAACUCUAUUCCGAAGAUUCUUCACUACUACCAGCUUGCCACUGAGCACGAUGCAAAUUGGUACAAGGCCUGGCAUGCUUGGGCUUACAUGAACUUUGAGGCAGUCCUAUUCUACAAGAACCAGGUUCAACAGUCUAGUGCCCCCACUCAAGCAGGAGAUGCUCCGAGUGGAAGCUACACAAGUGACUCUCAGAGAUCAGGAUUGACUGGCCAGCACAUUCGAGAUUACACAGUACCAGCUGUCAAAGGCUUCUUCCGGUCGAUCGCCUUGUCCCAUGGAAGCACGCUUCAGGACACGCUUCGGUUGCUAACCCUGUGGUUCGAAUAUGGCCAAUGGGGUGACGUGCAGACCGCCUUGUGCGAAGGCCUCCGCGCGGCACCGGUGGAGACCUGGUUACAGGUUGUCCCCCAGCUGAUAGCACGACUGGAUUCUCCGCGUGCCGGAGCCUUGGUGCAUCAGCUGCUUCUCGACGUGGGAAAGCAGCAUCCGCAGGCCCUCAUCUAUCCGCUCACGGUGGCCUCCAAAUCCACCGUUCCUACCCGCAUGCAAGCUGCUUCCCGUGUGCUCCGUUCCAUGAAGGAGCACUGUGCCGACCUCGUUCAACAAGCAGUUAUGGUAAGCGAAGAACUCAUCAGAGUUGCCAUCCUGUGGCACGAGCUGUGGCACGAGGGCCUAGAAGAAGCAUCGAGGCUCUACUUUGGAGAGAGAAAUAUCAAGGGCAUGUUUGCAACCUUGGAGCCACUUCAUGCAAUGAUGGAGCGAGGUCCGCAGACUCUAAGGGAGACUUCGUUCAAUCAGGCGUACGGUCGUGACCUCGCUGAGGCGCAGGAGUGGUGCAAGAAAUAUCAACGUUCCAUGAACGUCAAGGACUUGACGCAAGCGUGGGACCUGUACUACCACGUCUUUCGGCGCAUCUCCAAGCAGCUUCCACAGCUGACAUCCCUGGAGCUGCAGUACGUGUCGCCCAAGCUUCUCAUGUGCAGGGACCUGGACCUGGCAGUGCCGGGAAGCUACAACCCGAGCCAGCCCGUGAUUAGCAUCGCGAGGGUGGAGAGCAUGCUUCAAGUCAUCACGAGCAAGCAACGUCCUCGUAAACUGUGCAUAAAGGGAAGCAACGGUAAGGACUACAUGUUCCUGUUGAAAGGCCACGAAGAUCUUAGGCAGGACGAGCGCGUCAUGCAGCUGUUUGGCCUCGUGAACACGUUACUGGUGAACGACCCCGAGACGUCUCGUCGAAAUUUGACGAUUCAACGCUACUCUGUGAUUCCGCUCUCAACCAACAGUGGGUUGAUCGGAUGGGUGCCACAUUGUGAUACCCUGCACACCUUGAUCCGAGACUACAGGGACAAAAAGAAGAUCCUACUAAACAUCGAGCACAGGAUAAUGCUUCGGAUGGCCCCAGAUUACGACCACCUAACACUGAUGCAGAAGGUUGAAGUGUUUGAACACGCCCUCGAACACACAAAUGGCGACGACCUUGCAAAGCUGCUGUGGCUCAAAAGCCCUAGCUCCGAGGUGUGGUUUGACAGACGUACAAACUACACGCGGUCCCUCGCUGUCAUGUCCAUGGUGGGCUAUGUUCUAGGUCUUGGUGACAGGCAUCCAUCCAACUUGAUGCUGGACAGGCUCAGCGGCAAAAUCCUACACAUUGAUUUUGGAGACUGCUUUGAAGUGGCCAUGACCAGAGAGAAGUUUCCGGAGAAAAUCCCGUUCCGACUGACGCGUAUGCUCAUUAAUGCUAUGGAGGUAACCGGCAUCGAAGGAACCUAUCGCAUGACUUGCAACAAAGUCAUGAAAGUUCUCAGGGGGAACAAAGACAGCCUCAUGGCUGUCCUCGAAGCCUUUGUGUAUGACCCAUUGUUGAACUGGAGGCUUAUGGAUUCCCAACCAAAAGUGAAACAUGCAAAGGCAAGGAGUGGCUCUGCACCUUGCAGUCAAGAUCAAGGAGAUAUGUUGGACACAGUAGACAUUGGUUCUCAGCCUACUGCCAAGAAGGGCAUUGACUCUGCAUCCGCUGCAGGAGAUGGGGAAGCCCAACCCGAAGCCCUUAACAAGAAGGCUCUGGCUAUCAUCAACAGAGUGAGAGACAAGCUAACAGGGCGCGACUUUGCUCCGGAGGAUACCCUGGACGUACCAGAGCAGGUAGAAUUGCUCAUCAAGCAAGCGACAUCCCACGAGAAUCUUUGCCAGUGUUACAUUGGAUGGUGCCCAUUCUGGUGAUGCUCAGUACAAUGGUUGUACGAAAACCUCACUGUUACCUGCAACGUUUUUACAGUCUUCGUUGCAGAAUUUGUUACUGAUCGGUUGUCAAUGGACACAAGUCACGAGUGUUCUGACAGUCCUUGUUGCCUUACUUGUGAAGGACAUUCUUGUGUAUAUUGUGUACUGUAAAUAAGUAGUUUUCUUUUCAUAAUCUGUAGCGUUGAUGGUUCUUUAAUGCUGUUGGGAAAACAGAACACACAUUUCACUGAAUGGGACGCGAACGAAUGUGCUACAGUAUUAAAGCGGUUGUGACACUUUGA
Ornithodoros turicata is the source of this 7953-nucleotide messenger RNA. RefSeq names its product serine/threonine-protein kinase mTOR-like (gene Tor). The record is from RefSeq and is a predicted model, not a curated record. Gene Ontology annotation, molecular function: protein serine/threonine kinase activity; protein binding; protein-containing complex binding. The coding region runs from base 32 to 7651 and encodes 2539 amino acids. Gene Ontology annotation, cellular component: TORC2 complex; TORC1 complex; nucleus. Gene Ontology annotation, biological process: TOR signaling; protein phosphorylation; negative regulation of macroautophagy. NCBI's taxonomy places the organism in Eukaryota, Metazoa, Arthropoda, Arachnida, Ixodida, Argasidae. The transcript is spliced from 57 exons.